CGCUAAGAUCUCUUCCAAACCCCCUCCGAGUCACCGCGCGCCGACGAGUCUGGAUCGACCAACGACUGGUCGCGCUGGCGCCACGGCCGAGUGCUUCUGACCGGGCUUCCGAGCCAAUGCCGCUCAUAUUGAUGCGCCCGCUCGAGCCGUGCACACACACACAAGACGCACGAGAUGGGUUGGGUGGCAAGAGUGGCGUGCUUCUCUCCGCGCCGGCCGCAUCUGAGGCCUUGGACGGCCUGGACGGGCGGCGGCGAGGGGCUGACGGCGGUACGCAGAAUGGCCAAAUGGCGGCAAGCACAUCUCUGAGAGUCGCGACUCCGAUAGCCAUGGUAUCUGUCCGAUCACGAAGCAGGCCCCACGCCUCGCGGCACGGCACACCGGCCGUCGAUCACCGAGCGAGAAUGCAUCAGAGCCGCGGCCGCGUGCAAAUGUUCAGUCCACUGCCGCAAGCUUCCGUGCGCCCAAUGCCGCUCGCUCCACUAAACGUCUUGAUCGGAUCGGAGGACCAACAGAGGGUGACGCCAGGCGAGUGGCGAGCAACCACCGUCGGCACGCGCGGAAGAUGCAACUUUGCCAACUCCAGCUGCGAGGCAGGCCGGGUCAUCCCGCAAUACCGCAAUACCUCGCGAUUCUUAGUGCCCUGCAGGACGCAGGAGAACACGAGGCAGGAGGAAUGAAGACACUCACAGGAUCGAGGUGCGGCGGUCUGGAGCGGGCCGG
Molecule: messenger RNA, 723 nt
Organism: Cutaneotrichosporon oleaginosum
Lineage: Eukaryota; Fungi; Basidiomycota; Tremellomycetes; Trichosporonales; Trichosporonaceae
Source: RefSeq, a predicted model, not a curated record